UACUAAUACUUAGAACCAACAAUGUCUUAUGCUGAUUACAAAUGGAUAUACGGGCACGGAGGUGGCCAACGCAAGAGCGACCGGGAUGCCAAGUACGACAAAUAUGGGGACAGAGAAGUCAUGGAGGCUGAAAUCGAAAAGGAAGCCAUAAUGCUUUGCAAUGCUAAAUAAACUUGAGAAAAUCAUGGGUUAUAAAGGAUAUUUCGAGUUUUUGAACAUAGAGUACCCCUCUCCAGUAUAUUUCGAAGGAAUGCUUUAUGCCUCAGCGUCUCAUGCUUACCAUGCUGCUAAGUCCACUGAUGAAGUAGUGCGAAGGAGGAUUUCAAAAAUGUCGAUGAUAGAAGAUUUGAAUAACACCAAGAAGUCUUCACUUAUAACCACUAUUGUAGAGCCAGAAGAUUGGAAGCUGAGAAGGCUCGGAGUCAUGGAAACUGUGAAUAGGGAUAAAUUUAGGAGAAACAAAGAACUGAGAGAGAAAUUAUUAGCUACCCAAGGAAGAGAGCUUGUCAAUGUGGUUCCUUUGGAGCAUGACUCUGAGGACAGCUUGUUCUGGGGAGUUAUCAAGAACCAAGGGCAGAACCAGCUUGGAAGGAUACUUGAAAAUAUCAGAAAAGAUGCUAUCCUUAAUAAGGAACUGGAGAAAUGGGUAUGCUGUAAUUUUAGACUUCAAACUGACAGAAAAGCUAUCCCAAUCGUUAAAUUCGAUGUUUAUAAGGGUGGUAGUGUUCUUGAGAAGAUCGAACUAGAAGGAAGAUCUUAUUUCGUAUUUGGAUCAAGAGAGGAAACAGCAGAUAUUGUAAUGCUGCAUCCAUCAAUCUCAAGAACCCAUGCUCUUUUAGUAAUAGAUUGUGAUUCGAAUGUGAUUCUCAUCGACCCUGGUUCUAAAGCUGGUACCCUAGUCGAUGAGGUUCCGAUAUCUAAUAACAUGCCGUAUAUUCUGAAAAAGGAUCAGAAAAUAAAGUUCGGUCAAUCAACUAGAGAAUACCAAAUAAGUAUUGACUAUUCAAAGAGUCUAAAUUUCUUCGAACAAGAGAAGAGCAAGCUUGAAAAGGAUCUUAAAAUCCUAGAGAACCUCGAGGGUGAAGAUCUCGACCUCGAUACUCUCCAAAAAUCUCUAGGCUUGAACAAGAACGAUACCGUCUGGGUUGGGAACCUACUUCCGAGUAUCAAAGAGGACGAACUCAGGGAGAUCUUCGAAGAAUGUGGCAAGAUUAAGAGUAUCAGAAUCCCUGAAGACUACAACACUAAGCAAGGGAAGGGGUUUGCCUUCAUUACUUUCUCUGAUGAUAAAGGAGCCAAGAGUGCUCUCUCAAGGGACGGAAUCCCUCUGUACAAGAAAUUCUUAAAAGUAUCGAUUGCUGAAAACAAACCUGAGCUAGAGUCUAGGUCAAGAAAGGGUUUUAGAGAAGAAAGCAAGGAGAGGAGAAGAAGACGUAGAAGAAGUGACUCUAGAGAGAGAAGGAGAAGAAAUCCGAGGAGAAGAGAUUCCUUUGAUACUUAUGAUGAUUAUAAAAGAAAGAAGUAUAGGAGAGACAGGAAAAGAAAGAGAAGUUACUCUGAUAAGUCUAGCUCGUCUUCGAAGUCUCAUGGUUCGAGGAGGAGAGAUAAAAGUUCGGAUUCAUCUAAUAUUGAACAUUAGACAUUCAAUUUUG
This is a messenger RNA of Moneuplotes crassus, 1652 nucleotides long. The record is from the annotation of a GenBank genome assembly. Lineage: Eukaryota; Ciliophora; Spirotrichea; Euplotida; Euplotidae.